This is a messenger RNA of Limulus polyphemus (Atlantic horseshoe crab), 1404 nucleotides long. Its product is annotated as sulfotransferase 1C2-like. The transcript has 3 exons. The record is from RefSeq and is a predicted model, not a curated record. Gene Ontology annotation, cellular component: cytoplasm. Gene Ontology annotation, biological process: sulfation. Gene Ontology annotation, molecular function: sulfotransferase activity. Bases 222 to 1082 code for a protein of 286 amino acids. Lineage: Eukaryota; Metazoa; Arthropoda; Merostomata; Xiphosura; Limulidae.
AGUUAAGCUCAUCAUGUGUUAUUGAGAUAAACAGCAGAGAUAAUAAUCUAUUCAGUUCUGAUUCGGGACGGACCGCUCGUUAGAAAUAUAAUCAAAGACGUUAUGUGAAAACUUUCAUUGUUACACAAACUAAAAAAGACUUCGAUAACUGCAGGGCUCCAAAUUUGUAAAACAGUGGAAAUUAUAGAAAUUUCGAAUUGCAGAGCUUUUUCAAACAAAAAAUGGCGACUUCAGGAGAGAAAAAAGAGAAAUCAUCAAACAAUUAUAUACACGGCAUUUACUUCCCCUCUAUAUUUAAAAAGGAAAACAUUGAAAAUGUCAUAUCCAUGAAGCCUCGAGAUGACGACAUUUUCGUGGUUACUUACCCUAAGUGUGGAACAACCUGGAUGACUUACAUUAUCUGGGAGAUACUUAAUAAAGGAGCACCACUUCCCCCUGCUAAUUCCUUGUUGUUUCAGCUUGCUCCUUUUCUGGACUUAAGUGGUACAGAGGUAGCAGAAACUAUGGAAUCACCUCGUCUUUUUCGCACUCAUCUACCUUACAGAUUGGUCCCAAAAAACCCUUCUACAAAAUACGUCUAUGUCACCAGAAAUCCCUUUGAUUGUUGUGUUUCUUUUUAUUAUCACAUGAAGGGAAUGAAGCAUAUUAGUGGGGUCAGUGGAUCUUUUGAAGACUUCUUCGAAGACUUUAUUUUGGGCAAAGUUGGAUAUGGCGAUUAUUUUGAUCAUUUGAAAGAAGGAUAUCACCACAGAAAUGACCCGAAUAUUCUUUUUGUUACCUACGAAGGAAUGAAGCAGGACCCCAAAGGUCAUAUACUGAAGGUUGCAAAGUUUAUUGGUGAAGAGCACCUGAAAUCUCUCCAAGAAAAUGAAGAAAUACUCGAGAUGAUUUUGAAGAACAGUCAAGUUUUUACCGACAAAGCUGAUCCAUCAAAUCAAAUCAAGGUAGAUUUUUUCAGGAAAGGAAUCAUCGGAGACUGGAAAAACCAUUUCUCUCCAGAACAAAAGGAACGGUUGGAACAACGGAUGAAGGAGAAACUGGAUGGCACAGAAAUUCCUUCUCUGUGGGAAGGGAUUCUUUAAAUUAUGACAUUUUGCUCUUAUGUUACUAUAAUUUGAAAAACAAACUAACAAAAUAUAUUUAUAAUCCAUUCCUAUGGCCUUCAAUGAGUAACAGAAUAUUUCUAUCAUUUUUUAUUUCUUGUUUAAGUAAAUUUCAAUUGACAGCAAUUGUUUUCCAGUCUUCAUUAAUUUUAUCCAAUUUCUAAAUGAAAGUGUAAUUUACGAACUGUAUCGGCAACAUUAAUUCUGUAUGUUCUGACCUUGGCAGUAUGGUCAUGUAUGUAUCGGCAACAUUAAUUCUGUAUGUUCUGACCUUGGCAGUAUGUCAUGUAUGUAUCGGCAA